CUGUGGCUGGGCGGCGGGUCGGGGCCAGCGCUCCGCCAUCGCGGCGGCGCCGGGGCCGGGCCGGGCCGGGUCAGGUCAGGUCUCGUCUCCCCGCUCUUUCUGGCCUCCCGGGAAAGCCGCUGUGUGAAAAUAGGACCUCAGUCCGCCCCCGGAGGGUGGGGACGGGGCUCCGACAGCCCUUUACGGCGCGGCUUGUGUCCCGCCCCGGGCCUGGUGGUGGUUGCGGUGUCAGGCCUGGGCGCCAUGGAUCCGUUUUUUACUCUGCUGCACUCUUUCUCCUCGAGCUUGUCGGACAGUGAACUUUCUUCCCUGAAGUUUCUCUGCCGGGGGAAAAUUGGGAAAAGGAAGCUGGAGGCUGUCCGAAGUGGCAACGAGCUCUUCGCCAUCCUUCUCGAGCAGCAGCUGAUUACAAGCGACAAGGUAGCGUUUCUUGAAGGCUUGCUUAAGAGCAUUAAAAGAGAAGAUUUGGUCUCACAGCUGAAGCAGUUCGUAGAGGAAGGAGAAGUUAACGUUCCUGACGAUGAACCAGAUGUGCAUGAAAAACGUCUUCAGAAGGCAGCUAUUGAAGUCAUAUGUGAAAAUGUUGGGAGAGACUGGAAAAUGCUGGUGCGAAAACUUGGCCUUUCUGAAGCAAAAAUGGACAGAAUAGUGGCAGCCAAUCCAUUUAACUUGCAUGAACAAUUGUUUCAGUCACUUCGAGAGUGGCAGAAAUGGAAGGGAAAAGAUGCAAAGGUGACUGACUUAAUAAAAGCUCUUCGGGGCUGUAAUAUGAAUUUGGUGGCAGACAGAGUUGAACAGAAGCUCUUGCCACUGAACACUGGAACCAAGUGAAAUCAAUAUAAAAACACUUUCAUGUCCCACAGUUAUGAAUGAGAAAAGUAAAAGUGCCUUCUACUCUUCUGAACCAAGAUCAAUAUCAUUGGUUCUGUUACUUAUUCUGCCAUUAAUUUAUGUGCCUUAAUAGGUUGAUUUGUGGUCAGAUGAAGGGUAACAUAAAACCAAAUUCUUUUCAGGUAAUGCUUUGUAGUUUGAUGCUUCCUUUAAGAGAUUUUAACUUUUAGAAGACCUAAACUCCAUUUUGUAGAAAUUCUCACACUUUUGUUCUACCACUCAUCUGAAAACAAGAUUUCCUCUACUGCAGGUACUUUUCAGAUAUCUUUUCUCUGGAAAUAUAUCCGUGGGACACUUUGGAGGCAACUGUAAAAUUUCUGUAAAAAACUGUAAAAAAUGGGGAGCUUAGAUAUUUUUUAAUUUUUUUUGUGGCCUAGUAUAACUAGUGUGAAAGGAGUAGACUCCUUAGGUGGUACUGGGUUUUCUUUUUGAGUAGCAGAAGAUAAUACCUUCCAUAAUUUGUUGAAUACAUUUGCCUCUCCAAAAAGGGAUACUAAGAUGACUGUAACUCAGUCUGCAGUGCAAGACUGCAGUGCAAGAGGGCUAUUUACUAUUGUGGUGGCUUUUUCUUGGCAGAAAAUGUGCCUAGGUUGAAAAUGAACUAGUUGAAAUCAAAUGUCUCUUAUCAAGUGCCUUCAUCAUCCUGAAGGAAGUGUUCUUCUGAAACUAUCAAAGAAAUUCUGUCUGACAGAUGUUUACAGCAGCCUCUUUUUACUGCCGUGAAUGUUUUAAUAUUCUUUACUAGGAAUCCUUUCAUAACCUACGUCACAGUCUGGUUGUGUCUGCUGGAAGUUGCAGCUCACCUCAUAAGUAAGCUGCAGUUAUCUGUGCUCUUGGUAACAAAAUUUUGUACUGUAACAAAAACAUUGAAAACAAAUUGGUUUCUUUUGAGCGGAGAGGUGUGAAGGCCUACUGAGAGCAAAUAUAUACUAUAGUCUUUUCUCUAGGGAUAUGCUGUGAAGAUCAGCUGUCUUUCGCCACAGUUUGUUCUCUUCAAAGGUUGCUCCAGAUCCAAUACCUCUUCCAAGUCCUCUGCAAUUUUUUAGUUCAUUCCUGUUCCUUGACAUUUUUUGAAUGUGGUUGUAAGCAACUUGCAAAGGAAGGAGGGUUUAUGAACCAGACCAGAUUCAGCUUUCAGCUUUAAUUUGGAACAGACUUCAAAAAAAUGGCCUUCACACCGAACCUAAUUGCACAAGCUUCAAGACAUGCAGGGCUGUAGAGGCCUCUGGGGACUAUCCCCUAUGCAAGGCGGGGAAAGUCCUCUGAAAUCAUUAUUGCUUGAAUGAGUAGGAUUGAUUGUUACUGCAAACAUCCUUCUAACUACAUAAAUCGAUACUUGAAGAGGCUUCUUUUUUGUGUACCUGUGUGACUUUUAGCUCCUUUCAAGUUCUUUUACAUGGUGCCAUUACUGUGAAGGCCAGGUGUCAGCAUAUAAUAUACCACUACUCUGCAUAAAUGGUGUGACGUUGAUAAUUUUCAAGUUUUUGUUGCAGUUGGUGCCUCUAGUUUAGACAACGACACUUGAAUACUUGAUUGUAGUUAAUGGAAACUGCUGCAGUGUGAACUUAUCUUUUCAUUAAGGUUUUUCCUUAAUGAUUCUUACAAGUAUUUUUCUAAUCGUAGUAUACUAAAUGUCAGUGGUAGUAUCCAAGCAAAGGAGCAAUGGGUAAUACAGAAGUUCCCACUUGUCUGCCUUUUGGGCAGGUACAGUUCUCGAAGUACUGGCUCCAAUGCUUGUCGGUAUUGAUUGCCAAUUCCAGACUUCCAGUAGGAGAUACAGCGCUGCACUUCAGCUAAAUGACUAGCUCAAGUGUUUUGGAGGUUUUUGUUUAAUAGAUACAGUCUUCGUUCUACAGUACUUAAAGAAAAUGAUUGCUUCAGACUUUUUUCCAUCGUGCCUCUAAGCAAUCUUUGUGAGUAGAGUGGAGUAGAAGUCAAGUUAGCAAGAUGAGUUAUGUUUGUGGUGAAACAGCUCUGCACAGUUCCAAGUUCAAUCUGUCCAGUAACAUGUUUUUCUUAUCCACUUGUAAUAAGUCUCCUGGUUCACAGAAGAUAGAUUUAUCUGGAACAUGAAAAGAAGUAUACUGCCUACUGCAUAUAACCAGGAUAUUUUAAGAAUCAGUAGGAAUAACUUGUUAGUUGUAGCCAAGCGCUCAUCAGCUACAAGAAAUAUUCUGCCUCAGAAGAUAAAAACCUCUUGUGUCUUUAAGGAUUUGUACACGGUGGAUGUUUUGCUGUGUAUGAAAGCAAUGACCUAGACUGCAUCAAUCUGUGCAGUACCUCAGGGCCAAUUAAAAACUGUUUUUAUUAGUGAUUAUAAAGUUGAUUAUGUGAGAACAAAAGCAAAUGGAACAAAAUGGAGCAAAGGGAACAAAAACUUUUUAUUGGGGGGAGGGGUAAGGGAAAAGGGUAUGAUUUGUAAGGAACUGUGUUGUGAUCCAGUUAGCAGUGUUUUAAUUUCAACACAAGUAUUUUGGCCUCAAAUACACAUAUUUUUAUAACUUGAAUUAAAGUUUUAUAUUGUAUAAUUUUGUGCACAUUUCAUUAAAAGAAUACUUCCUUAAAAGAAA
Messenger RNA from Aquila chrysaetos chrysaetos, 3461 nucleotides. It is a transcript of the gene FADD, whose product is annotated as Fas associated via death domain. The record is from RefSeq and is a predicted model, not a curated record. The transcript has 2 exons. Gene Ontology annotation, molecular function: protein binding. NCBI's taxonomy places the organism in Eukaryota, Metazoa, Chordata, Aves, Accipitriformes, Accipitridae. The coding region runs from base 244 to 831 and encodes 195 amino acids. Gene Ontology annotation, biological process: negative regulation of extrinsic apoptotic signaling pathway via death domain receptors; signal transduction.